AUGGCACCUUCAGCUACGUUGGUCGAAACGCCUACACUGGUCAAAAGCGCCCUCCCGAGCGUGGUAAAAACCAAGGACGACUGGCGUGCAGACCUUGAGAAAAAUGGCUUCGCCGUAGUCAAGGGAGCGAUACCCCGCGACCGCGCCAUUAGUUACCAAGAAAAGGCUUAUGCCUGGCUCAAGUCAUUCGGAACAGACCUCGAUUUCAAUAACCCAGCCACAUGGAUUACGGCCAAUCUUCCUGUACAGAGUAAGAUUAACACAUUCCACUCUUAUGGAGUGGCCCAUGAGAAAUUCAUGUGGGAUGCCCGUCUAGAGUCCGGUGUCAUCGAGGCUUUUGCCAAGAUUUGGGGAACUGAGGAGCUGCUGGUCAGCUUUGACAGCCUUAACAUCACCUUGCCAAACCGAAAAGAUGUUCCUCGCAAAGGAGCCUGGGAUCACAUUGAUCAGAGCCCGUUGAGGCGAGGACUUCACUGCGUUCAGGGCAUUAUCAAUCUUUCGCCGGCAGGGCCCGAAGAUGGUGGUCUUGUGGUGUACCCUGGAAGCCAUAGGCUUAAUGACGAGUUCUUUGAUACCCAAACCGAUAAGAGCACAUGGACAAAGCUGGACCGAUACAUGUUCGAUGCGGGGCAGCUAAGUUGGUUCAAGGCCAAGGGCAUAGAACCACACAAAGUGUGCGCUAAUGUCGGAGACCUGAUUUUGUGGGAUAGCAGGACGAUUCACUACGGCUCGGAGCCUGAGGAGGAGAGCAACCAGAUCCGAACGGUCAUCUAUGCUUCCUACACACCAGCAAAACUUGCAAGCUCCGAACAAUUGGAGCUAAAGAAACAGGUUUUCAAGGCGUAUGGCGGCACUACACACUGGCCUCACGACAAUAUCAUCGCACGUGCCACUGAAACUUAUCUGCCAGACGGCACACGGGACCCCCGCGAUAGAGACCAGCCCCUCGAGCUCCCGGAGAUGAGCGACCGCCUACUGCAGCUAGCGGGGAUGAAGGCAUACUAG
Messenger RNA from Colletotrichum spaethianum, 1005 nucleotides. RefSeq lists its product as uncharacterized. Bases 1 to 1005 code for a protein of 334 amino acids. Lineage: Eukaryota; Fungi; Ascomycota; Sordariomycetes; Glomerellales; Glomerellaceae. The transcript has 2 exons. The record is from RefSeq and is a predicted model, not a curated record.